UCUUGGAUUUAGCUUUGCACAGAGUACUUUCUGUGUACAAAGGCGUGCAAACAAGCAAGCGAGACUUGCUCGUAAAAGUUGGUGGUUUUUGUACAUUAAAAUAGCCAAAGUAUAUUUAUUCAAUCAUGUCAAAUAGGAGACAGCAGCAGCCACCGCCAAAGAGCACAGAUUUUGUUGCUCAUGUUUACCAGGAAGAUUAUCGUGAGAUACAAAAGCUUGUAAAACAGUAUCCAGAAAUCGAAACCGGAGGCGACCUGUUUGGCUUGUGGCAAGAUGAGAGUACGGUCGUCAUUCAACUAUUUAUUGGCCCGGGAAAGAAUUGUAAUCGUACCACAACAUCAUUCCAUCAAGACAUCGAUUAUCUGAAGAAAGUUGGCUCCGUGAUUACGACUGAGGAUGGUUUAUGCAAUGUCGGUGAAUGGCAUUCGCAUCACCAGAUCGGAAUGCCUGGUCCUAGCAGAAAUGAUUGCAGAACGGUGUUCAGCAACAUGCCUCAACUUGGGCUCGAGCGAUUCGUGCUUUUCAUUGCAAGUAUUGAAAGCAAGGUCGCAGGAAGAAAAUCGCACAAGAGGUCGCUUGAAGUGGAGCUUGACGAGAUCAAGUUGAGGCCAUUUCUGUUUUUGGGCUCCAAAGAAAGUGUUGUUGAAGGUAAGAUUGAAAUAAUUCAUGGUAAGAACCCACAUAUCGAAAGUAGUCGCGCUCGGAGUGAAAUCGAAAAGGGAGCAGCUCUACCACCAGUUGAUUAUCUGCGGAGAAAGAAAGCAGACAAGAAAGAACAGGAAAAAGAAGAACAGCAAGCUCCCCAAUUUUCAAGGGAAACAAAACCCAACAAAAACAAGGAAAAGGCUGGUGGUGGGAAGGAAAGUUCAGCAACAUCUUACGACAACUUUCAUGGAAGAGUUAGCAAUGAUGAAAAUCGAUCACCAAAUCGUAGCCAAGCAGCAUCUCAGGAAGGCAGUAAUUAUGGCAAAACCGGUUCUCGACAAGGUGUCCAAGGGGAUCGAGAUCGUACUCAAAGAAACACGCAACAUGAGACGCGUACAGAACUACAUACUAGCCAAGGACAAGUUUCCACACCUAUUGACGCCUUGACCGGCAAAGGAUUUUUUUAGACCAUUGUUGUAGUUAAUUCAAAAAAGUUAUAAUGACUUAUAAUCAUGAUUAGUAGAUCAAUUUUGACUUUUUUUUUAAUAUAAACCAAGUACUAAAAAGA
Molecule: messenger RNA, 1213 nt
Organism: Dendronephthya gigantea
Lineage: Eukaryota; Metazoa; Cnidaria; Anthozoa; Malacalcyonacea; Nephtheidae
Exons: 2
Coding region: 126-1112 (328 amino acids)
Source: RefSeq, a predicted model, not a curated record